UUUUAUAAAAGCAUUGGAGGUAUUUUUGAUAUAACAUUUUCCAGGCUAUUGUAUUUUAGUAGGGAAAAAUUCUUAUGAGUAGAUUUCACAUUUUAAAAUUCUUUGGCUUUUGUUAUUAGCGAAUUUGGAGAUGCCUAUUUUGAGAAUCAGAUAGUAGUCUAUUUCUUCUUUCCUUUUAGGAUGUCCUUACUUACCCAGAGCAAAGAAAAAAGGAGAGGAGGGUUGUCCAAAGGGUAAUUAGGACAAAAUGCUCCAUUACAAGUGCCAAUUGUUUUGUUUAUUUAUUUAUUUUUUAUUUUUUGUGAGAAACAUGCUAUCAUUUCAUUAUUAGGUAAUGCCUUUAUUAGCGAAUUGUGUAAAAGUGGUCCUUAAUCAAGUUAAAUGUUUAUUGUGGGCUCCGAUUUAAGUUUUCACUGAUAUAUGUCUCAACAUUCUUUAGCAUUUCUUCAGAAAAGGAUUUGCUUCAAUUUCACUUUUAGAUACUCUUUUUUUGGUGUCAUUAAAAAAAAAAAAAUCUACUUGCCCAGUAAGUAUUCCACUGAUAAGUCAAAAGGAACCAUGCGUUUAAUAAAUGACUUGAAGAGUUUGAGUUAAAUUUAUGGUGGCCGCCUAUCUAGGAUUUUAUAUCCCAUGAGUUUCUUUGAAACCUAAAUGUUGACCUCCCACGAGUUUCCUUGACACCUAAAUGUUGUAGGGUUAGGCAGGUUGAUGUAGGACAUCUUGUCUUUUGGUUCUGUUCUUGUUCUUGGCAUUCUUGUCAAGUCUUGAAGUUCUUUUGUGUCUUAUUCUUGGUCUGGCUGGUUUAGUUCUUUGAAACCUCUUGGUUCUUUGGAUGUAAUCUUUUAGUUGGUUGUAUUUUUAUUUCCAGCUUUUAACAUUAUUUCCAGCCACACAAGUUAGUUUCAGCCUAUAUACAGGGGUUGCUAGCUUCGUUAACAAUAAACUUUGUUUCUUUGGAAUAUUGAAACUUUCUCUUUGGGCUUCAUCAAUUGGUAUCAGAGCUUGUUCACAAUUGGAUCCUUGCGACUCAACUAUGGAAUUUAAAGCCUCCCAAAAUCAAUGCUUGCAGUUAGUGGAAGCAUCUAUUGAGGAACUCGAAAUGGAUUCUCGGAAAUGGAACAAUCUUUGACCCAAAUUACUAGCCUUUUAGCCCAAAUAAACAUAUAACCAGUAGAAUAAAGCAAAAGAACUUCAACUUGACAAGAAUGCUAAUAACAAGAAAAGAACCAAAAGACAAGAUGUCCUACAUCUUGGAUUGUCCUGUGAGAUUAGGAGUUUACACAUUGUGGGAGCAUGCCUCUUUGAUGAAUAGUUUACUUGAUCAAUUGAAUUGUUUCUUGUGGAUGAUCGAAGCUUUCACUAAUAAUGUAUUUCUUAGAAUUCCUGGCCAUAUCUUCUACCAGAAAAGAAUUGCUCCAAUUCUAUUUUCUUUUAUACUCUUUUAUUUGUACUAUAGGUUUUUGAUUGCCCAACAUUUCACCAAUUAGUAAUAUAAAUCUUUAGGGGAAAAAAAGGCAAUCAUUAUUGGGAUAAUUAUUAUCCACUGUUGAAAAAUAGAAUAUUUUCCCUAGGGGCAUUUUUGUCUUUUCAUGUGUUCCCUAGGGUUUCAUCUUUUCUAUUUAAACUGUAUCCUCUUGGCAUUACUUUGUAACACAUUAUUAUAAUAAAAGUUCUCUGCAUCGUGGUUUUUUCUCCCUAUACUAGGAUUUUCCAUGUAACAAGUGUGUGCAAUUUUCUCCUCUUUACUUUUUCAUCAUGGUAUCAGAGCAAGAUGAAACCCUGGCCAAAAUUGAGGAAAACCCAACAGGAGAAUCGCAAGGGCCAUCUGGCACCACAAACACAGAAAUUGAAGUUGUCGUUAAAACAGCCAUGGAACGAUAUUUUAAGAUGAUGAUGCCCUGAUUUCAAGAGAUGAUUGGAUCAGCCAUUGACAAUCCGCACGGAUCAAGCUUUGGAUCACACAGGUCUGUUGAUUCCGGCCCUAGUCAGCCGCACGAACAGAUCGGAUCGCACGGGUCAGCCGCCUAUGGAGAUGAUCGGAGAAACCAGCAGAUCUCGGUCGAGUCCGAGCCGGACGCGUCGACCCUCGCCGCCGGUGUUGAAGCCCAGCCAGAUGCUCGCGUUGUUCCAAUCGCACGCGAUGCCCAGCCGUCUGCGAAGUCCAAGCCGCACGCGAAGUUCCACCCUUCGAUUUCUGAUGUCCAGCCGCCUCCGAAGAUGAUACCCAACGUCCAAGCCUUCGAUUUCCGAUUUCCGAUUUCCCAGUCGAACCCAGCUUUCCAACCAUCAUCGUUCUAGCCGUCGGAUGAUACCCAAUUGCGUGAUACCCAUCGGUCGGAUGAUAUCCAGUUGCGUGAUGAACGCGAUGCCCAUCAUUCGUUUUUCCAUGAUGUCCAGCUGCACGAGAUGAACGGAGUCAUAUAGCAAGCUUUGAUGUCCAGAUGUGAUACCCAGUUGCGUGAGUCAGUGCCGAUUCGAGCCACGAGCUUCGAUCUCUUAAGCCAUGUUCUCAAGCCGUUGUCACAUGGCUGCCGAAAUCGCUCGCAAUUCCUUCCAAUCGAGCGGUUCUAAUCCUUUCUAGCCAGCGGAUUUGACUACGUUCAAGAACAGUUGGCCCAGUUGCAGUUUCAAAUUAAACAACAGAAUGAGUCAAUACAACAACAGAUGACUAGUCUUGGAGAGGCGCUUGGAACUACGCCAAAUGGCCAUAACUAUUCAGAAAGCCCGAUAAUCUCUUUCCUUAAUUUAUCUGCACUCAAUUAUUUUCUGGGAAUUCUGCUAGUUGUAUUGUAGGAGAGAAAUUAAAUGGCCAUAAUUAUUUUCCGUGGUCCCAAUCUGUGAAAAUGGCUCUCGAGGGUCGUCAUAAGUUUGGAUAUUUGACUGGAGAAAUACCAAAACCUAGACAAGACGACCCUCAGGAACGCGUAUGGAAAGGAGAGAACUCUCUACUCCGAUCUAUGUUAAUAGGGAGUAUGGAACCCCAGAUUGGAAUGCCCUUACUGUAUGCAGCUACUGCAAGGGAUAUUUGGGAGGUUGUGAAAAAGUUGUACUCACGACAAAAUGGAGCUCGUUUGUAUGCGCUCCGUAAACAAGUCCAUGAAUGUAAACAGGGGACCAUGGGCGUCAUAGCUUAUUUCAAUAAGCUGUCUGUGAUUUGGCAAGAGAUGGAUUUAUGUCGAGAACUGAAUUGGAGCUGUCCGUGUGGAGGAGUUUUGUACUAUUAGUCCGAAGAGAUGGACCGGGUCUAUGAUUUCUUGGCAGGACUUAACCCAAAAUUUGAUGUUGUGCGAAGUCGAAUUCUGGGAACUCGCCCAGUUCCCUCCUCGAUGGAAGUAUGUUCUGAAAUUCGUCUUGAGGAAGAUAGGUCUAAUGCCAUGAAUAACCCAGUAACUAAAUCAACAGAUUCCGCUGCGUUUAAAGUGUCAGGAACUGACAAACAAAAUGGAAAGGUUCCUCCGGUCUGUGAACAUUGUAAGAAACUCUGGCACACUAAGGAGCAAUGCUGGAAGGUUCAUGGUCGUCCUCCAAAUGGUAAAAGACGACAAUCAGGACCUGGACGUGCUUUAGCAAGUGAAUCUACGGCUGGUCAUCAACCACAUAAUCAGGAGACGAGUCAGAACGACUCUAUUAUAGUGGGUGUCAGUGCCAUCGCACAAUCAGGAUCUGAACUCGGAGAUGACGAUUGACACUGCCUGGCAUGAUGGGGGCUCUAUUUCCUUACUGAAGAUACUUCCUCUAGGAUUUGUGAUAGGACUAGUUUAUUGUCUUCCUGUUUGUUCAAUUAUGAGACAGAUUAUAUGUUAUGGCACUUUCGUCUCGGUCAUCCGAGUUUUCAUUAUAUGAAAUAUUUAUUUCCUCAUCUAUUUCAUAAUAUUAAUGUUUCUAACUUGAAAUGUGAUGUAUGUGUCCAAGCUAAACAACCUCGCGUAUUAUUUAAACCCCAACCUUAUAAACCUUCGAAACCCUUUACCCUUUUUCAUAGUGAUGUGUGCGGUCCAUCUCCGGUUACAACCACUACUGGCAAAUGGUGGUUUGUAACCUUCAUAGACGACCACGCUAGGUUGACCUGGUUCUUCCUCCUUACUGACAAGUCUGAAGUCACUUCUGUAUUUUAGCAGUUUUACAAUUCUAUGGAAACCCAGUUCAACUCAAGAAUCACCAUUCUUCGGAACGAUAAUGGUUGGGAAUUCUUUAAUAAUAACCUCGGGGAAUUCCUUGCCUCUAAAGGAAUAAUCCAUUAAAGUUCAUGUGCUUAUACCCUGCAACAAAAUGGCGUGGUUGAAUGGAAAAACCGUCACCUAAUUGAAGUUGCUUGGUCACUCAUGCUAUCCACAUCCCUUCCAUCAUAUCUUUGGGGCGAUGUUGUUUUGACAGCAGAUCAUUUAAUAAACCGAAUGCUUUCUCGGGUCUUAAAAUUCCAAACCCCUUUUGACUAUUUCAAAGAGUCAUAUCCUGAUAAUCGCCUUACCCCUGAUGUUCCACUUCGUGUGUGUUGUAUUUGUCCAUACCCAUGGUCCUAAUCGAACCAAAUUUGCCCCUCGGGCUUAGAAGUGUGUUUUUGUGGGAUACCCCCUUCAUCAAAACGGGUACAAAUGUUACCAUCCUUCUUCCCGCAAGUACUUUGUCUCCAUGGAUGUCACCUUCUUCGAAGACCGUCCUUUCUUUCCCCUUAGUCCUCUUCCGGGGGAGAGUAUAAGUGAAGAGUCCAACUGGGGUCUAAGUCCUUACCUGCCAGACAUUCCUGAGUCCAUUCCCGACACAAGUGUCAAUGCUCCUAUUCUUCCUACCGAGCAAGUCCCAUGGAUCACGUACUAUAGGAGGAAUCUUAGAAAGGAAAUAGUGCCGCCCAUCACUUCUUCGGCUCCAGUACAUGAGUCAGAACGAGUGACAGUUCCAGGUACGAAGCCUUCUAGUCCUAAUAAUGAUAACAUAUGUGGUGAUAAUACUUGUGUUGAAAGUAGUGUAAGCAGAGUAAGCAGAGACAAUACCGAGAAUGUGACUAAUGUGGAUACUGAUCACCAUAAUAGUACUGACAGUAACAGUGGCAAUACUGAGAAUGUGGUUGGUACGGGUGAAGGCAGUAAUGAAUCCCAGGUUCAGACUGAAAAUGUUGAAGAAGAUACAGAUGAGACAAAGCAGGAUACUGAGUAUGAUGAUGAGAAGUCAGAAGAUCAGAAAGACCUAGAUAAGACAAAGCAAGAUACUAAGUGUAAUGAGAAGUCCAAAGAACAGAAAGAUCAUGAUGCC
Messenger RNA from Benincasa hispida (wax gourd), 5247 nucleotides. RefSeq lists its product as uncharacterized. The record is from RefSeq and is a predicted model, not a curated record. NCBI's taxonomy places the organism in Eukaryota, Viridiplantae, Streptophyta, Magnoliopsida, Cucurbitales, Cucurbitaceae.